AGUGUCAAAAUAUCAACAGCGGCCGUCAAACUUCACAGCAGUCUUAUUAACGCGAUUAACCUCUUUUGUCAUUGCUCAGCGUUAUUUCCUCUGUAGCGUGAAAGUUCUUGUAUCAUUAGGAAAUGUGCUCGAAGGUGAUACGUAGUGCUAAGGAGUUUUUUAGUACUCUUCGAUCCUUCCAGGAUGAGGAAAGCAAUGAUCCAUGUAUUUUUAAGGAGGACCUUCAAUUCUUGAAGAUAAAUGGAGACAAAAUUCCUGUGCUGGAUAUGUUAUGUGGCAACCGACCAGUCUUCAUCUGUGAAAAAGCUGUUCCAAAGAUAAAUGAAUGUGAUGAUCAGCAAAUGACUGAGACAUCAUCCUGCACUGAUGAUGGUGCUGAUGUUGAUGACACCAAUCCACUUAAGACAGAAGUGGGACCGCAACCGCUCACAGUCAUGAAAGCAAGGCAGUUGCUGUCUUGGUAUACAUUAUCUCAAAAUGCUAAUGUGUCAGCUCUGGACAACAACCCUGCAUUAAUCCCUCUGUGGGUUCGGUGUGACAUGUCUGAUCCAGCUGGAACAACCUGGUUAGGAGCUGAAACAAUCUGCACUGGCAGUAAAGUGUCUGGUGUGAAAUUAUACUCUGUGACCUGCAAAGGCUCAACUUCAGACAAAAGCUCCCUUGUAACCUUGGAAGAGCUUAAACAGGAGCACAAGAAAAGGCAUUAUCUCUCCUCAGUGGCAAUCAAGGGCAGUGCACGGUUCAGCUUGUUUGGCUCCACUGUUGUUGAAAACACCACCAUUGAGUCACAGAGUAGUGUGACAGUGGAUUUCAAAUGGAGCCAUGUGGAGAGUAUCCUUGAGACUCCACCCCUGUCCUCCACAGCAAACCUGAACAUUAAAAUUGCCAGUGGGGACAUGAGGAGUCCAAUGUACGAGAUGUACAGGGAGCUGGAGUUUCUCCAGACCCUCGCCGAUGGUUUGAGAACUGGUGAAACUGAAUGGAUGGAACCUUUGGAAAGUACAUCAGCUGUGAAUCUGACCAAGGCCUUUAUAGAAGAGCUUCAAAACACUGCAAAGACACUACAGGAGCAGGCUGCAAAACCAGCAGAGACCACAAAGCUAAAGACAGAGACAGAAACUCCCAUUUACAACUCUCUCUUGGAACGAGGGGAUUUGGAUUUUGUGGAGCAGCUGUGGGUCCGGAUGAGAAAGAGUGUUACUUCAUACCAAGACAUCGGAGACUGCCUGAAAUUGGUCAUUGAAGCUCUCAGAUAUGGCGAUAUCAAACCUUGGAUUCACAGAGACAGUAGCAGCUCCCUCAGUAAGCUCAUCCUGCAGUCCUACCACCAGCAGAUCGAUCAUGUGUCACUCACAGGUGUCGUCCCUGUCCACAUGUUGCUAGAGAUGGGUCUGGACAAGAUGAGAAAGGAUUACAUUAACUACCUCAUUGGUGAAGAAUUGACAACUCUUAACCAUUUGUGUUACUACCUGAGCACAGAGGUUGAUCUGCAGGAGCAAGUGAUCCGACUCAGAAAACUGCACCACCUGCUGGAAAUAAUUCUAACCUGCAGUACUUUCUUGGGAUUGCCUUAUGACCGGCUCUUCCUCCUUACACAAUCAUGUUUGCAGCACUAUAAAACCCACCCCUAUGAUGAGGAACAUGAAUUCAAACUGCCAAUCAAACCGGCGCUGAUCAGCCAUUUCUACCAGAAAGAGCACCCUGUGUUGUGGGGCAUUGAGGUGUCCAGUGGCAGUGGUUCCCGUGAAGUCAGGACAUCUUUAGCACUCAGCGACAGACCGCUGGUCGAUCAUGUCAUAUUUGACACAGAAUACCCAAAUGAAACGGUGAAUGGGGACAGUGAGGAGCCUGCUUUUUUCUCCACCAUGGUGUGUUGUAGUCUCGUCAGCUUUGCAUAAAUAUGUACACAAAGAAGAGUUGGACAACAAAGGAGGUGUUUAUUGUCUUUUUUGGAUAUUGUCAUCAGCAUAUGCAUUUCUAUUUUGCCAACAGAACAAACCUAAUGGUCUGACUCUGGAGUGUACAUGAUCACUAUCUGGUUUCCUAUUCAUAUACAGUCGUUCUGUCAAUAUUUGAAAUAGCUUUAUGUUUACUGUUUAUAUGUUCUGUAACACUCAAUAGAUUUCCAAUCUAUUUUUUGCAACCUCCUAGUUAAAACAUAUUGAAGAAAACAAAGUACAGUAGAUAACGAGGGCUGUUUUGCAAUGGUAUUAUUCCACAGCAAUAUUUCAAUGAAAAAAAUCCAGCAUGUUGCAGGGUCAUCCACACUGUUUGACUGUCUGUUAUUAAAGUCAUUAUAAUAGGCUAAUCCAAUGUUUUACAGCAGAAAACUGUAUGCACAUCAAAAUAAGGAAGUCAAAAAUUCUCUUGGAAGUUCAGAUCAAAUAUUGUACUUAUGUUCACACAUGAUCUAUUAAAGUAAUAAUUAUGCAUUUACA
Messenger RNA from Cheilinus undulatus (humphead wrasse), 2438 nucleotides. It is a transcript of the gene zwilch, whose product is annotated as zwilch kinetochore protein. Gene Ontology annotation, cellular component: RZZ complex. Lineage: Eukaryota; Metazoa; Chordata; Actinopteri; Labriformes; Labridae. Bases 123 to 1898 code for a protein of 591 amino acids. Gene Ontology annotation, biological process: protein localization to kinetochore; mitotic spindle assembly checkpoint signaling. The record is from RefSeq and is a predicted model, not a curated record. The transcript has 18 exons.